Planococcus citri (citrus mealybug) is the source of this 1782-nucleotide messenger RNA. Its product is annotated as maltase 2-like. Gene Ontology annotation, biological process: carbohydrate metabolic process. The record is from RefSeq and is a predicted model, not a curated record. The coding region runs from base 1 to 1782 and encodes 593 amino acids. The transcript has 8 exons. NCBI's taxonomy places the organism in Eukaryota, Metazoa, Arthropoda, Insecta, Hemiptera, Pseudococcidae.
AUGGAAGUGUGGAGAAUCGUAUCUUUCUUAUUCUUCGUACUUGAAGCUGCUGUAGCCUUGGAUACAGAAUGGUGGAAACACGCGACUAUUUAUCAAAUAUUUCUAAAAUCAUUCAAAGACAAUGAUGGCGAUGGGGCCGGAGACAUCAAAGGAUUAAUAUCCAAACUGCCUUAUCUGACUGAAACUGGAAUAGAUACGGUUUACAUACAGCCAUUUUAUCCUUCUUCGGGCAUCGAUGGAGGUUACGAUGUAACCGAUUACAAAGCGAUAGAUCCUAUAUAUGGAACGAUGGAAGAUUUCGAAGAGUUGAUGAGAGAAACGAAGUCACGAGGUAUACGAUGUAUAAUCGAUUUGGUAAUCAAUCACACCAGCGACCAGCACGAGUGGUUUCAAAAUUCUAUUAAUAAAGUUCAUCCAUACACGGAUUACUAUGUAUGGGUCAAUGCGAAAGGACGCGAUAAAGACAACAAACCUAUUCCACCGAAUAAUUGGUUCAGUUUAUUCGCUAUGAAACAAGAUGGUUCUGCUUGGACAUGGAACGACCAAAGAAAGCAAUUCUAUCUGCAUCAAGAGAACAUACAACAACCAGAUUUGAAUCUAAGAAACGGUGCUGUAAAAGCAGAAGUAGAGAGUAUCAUUAAAUUCUGGUUGGAUAAAGGAGUGUCUGGGUUUCGUGUAGACGUACCAAUGGCUUUCAUGGAAGACCCACUACUUCGAGAUAAUGGACCAAUUAGCCCAACAGCGACACCUUUCACCAUAUUUUCAGAAUGCGAACGUAAUCUCAAUCAUGCCGAUACUUUCAUAUACGUAAGCGAAUUGAACGCAUUUGUGCAGAAGUACGAUCAAGAGAACGAAAAAACGAUUCAAACGCUUCUAUCAGGAGAAACAUACGGAACCAUAGAAAAAGUCGUCCAAUAUUACGGAACGAAGGAAUCCCCACAAUUCCAUGUGCCUUACAAUUACCUUCUUACAGGUUUGAAAACAUUUAAUAAUGCUCAAGAUAUGAACAAUUUGCUUCACACUUGGCUCGAUGCUGUUCCCGAAGGCAUGACAUCAAACUGGAGUUUAGGUAACCAUGACCAAGGUAGAAUUGCAUUUCAUUUAGGUGUCGAAUAUAGCACUAUUAUUCUGGCAUUGUGCACCCUACUUCCGGGAACGUGUUCACUUUACUAUGGAGAAGAGCUGGGCAUGGGGCAGAACCAGAUGGUUCGAGAAAAGGACAAAUACUUUAGACUGUUUCAUCGUACACCGAUGCACUGGGAUGAUAGUACUAACGCUGGUUUCACCACUGCCGCCAAGCCUUGGCUGCCUGUACAUCCAAAUUACUGGAGCACCAGUGUAAAAAGUCAAAAAAGCACACAGACCAGCGUGUUGAAUUUUUUUAAAGAUUUAAUGACCGCUCGAAAAACAGAUACAAUAAAACACGGUGAUCUGAAAUUCUAUAUCGUAUCAGAAUGGGUAUUAGCGUUUACCAGAACUUACAAGGAAACCAUUUAUAUCGCUAUGAUGAAUUUGGGAACGGAAUUGGAACCACUUAAAUGGACUGGGAUGAAGCAUCUCCCAGAAACGCUGACUGUAGCAGCUUCCAGUCCUAAUUCUUUAUAUAAAAGAGGUUUCAACUUGGAAAGGAAAUCGGCGGAGUAUUUUUUGAGGCCUCAUUCUGUUCUUAUACUGACCUCUGAUUCUGUAGCUCCUGCAGCCCCUGAAAGUGGAAGCGGUUGGACUAUACCCCUUAUAGUACGAAGUGCUGGCAGAUUCUUACGUGGUUGGAUUCCAUUCUAG